Orbicella faveolata is the source of this 3436-nucleotide messenger RNA. RefSeq lists its product as uncharacterized. Lineage: Eukaryota; Metazoa; Cnidaria; Anthozoa; Scleractinia; Merulinidae. The record is from RefSeq and is a predicted model, not a curated record.
UUUUUUUUUUUUUUUUUUUUGCCAUUUCCGAGUCUAGUUGAUACUUAGACGAAGCUGCUUUCAGUGGUACAAGGGCCCCUCUCUCUCCUCCCACCCUCUCCUCCCACCCUGCUCUCCUCUUAGAGUCCUUCGCACGACUUGCAGACCUACCAACGUGGUCAGCGGCCGGGGAUUCAAACAGUGGCGGAUACCAUGACAACGGUCAGCAAAAGAUCAUUAAUGGCGACCAAGUUCGUUUGCAUGUUGCAGUGAUGACUUUAGAAGAAGUUCUAAUCACUUUACAAAUCUAGAAUGUAACAAGAGCUCAGGAAACUGGAAUUUUAGCUGUCAAUAGCUUUCCGUGUCUUCAAUAUGGUGGAAAAAUCCAAACCCGCGGCUAACGCGGAGAAACAGGAGACUCUUGCUAAACGACCAGGUAUAUUGAAGAAGAAGUCAAGUCCAUCACUGGAACCUGUCCCUGAGUUUGCAGAGUCCCAUGAGAUUCAAAGAGCAGAUUCUAACUUAGAAAUUGUUGAAAGUGAGAGAACUUCAACACCACAUGAAGAACAACAGAAAUUCAAGACACUCUGUGAAGGAGUGCAGAAUUGUCUGGCUUUGUUUCAAACUUCACUUUCUGAGUUGUUGACUAUAAAAGAUGAGCUUCUGAAGCAUGCUUUACCACCAAGUUUGCUUUUGAAAAUUGCGCUGGUCACUGGAAAGUUAUUUAGAAGUUCAUCAGAUCUCAGCGUUCCUAUCACUGAACUGGUGCGGAUGGUAAAGUUAUACUCCACACCUUGGGAGACAAAGAGUGCUGCACUGAAAAAACUUCAUGAAGAUUACGAAAACAAACAAAGACAAUUGAAUGUUGCCUUACAGAAGCUUGUUCUUGUUGGAAUUCAGAGUGAAAGGUUAGCUCAAGAGAGAAAAGUGCUGAACUGGGAGAAGCUUUUCUCUAAGAUGAUGACAUCAAAGGCGCAUGGGUACCGCUGGAAAUUUCUUAUUGAAUCUUUCAAAGAGAAAGUGAAAACAGGAGAAGUUUAUGUGGCCGGCACAAGCACAGAUGAAGAGGCUGAACGGGAAAAACAGAAGAGUGAGCGAGAACUGGAAUCCAUAAGAAGAAGGAGUAUGCACAGAGACACGGCCGCUAAGAGAAUCAUGAGAGAGUCACUUGGUGGAACAAGCACAGAGAAACCGCCUUCGUCGUUUCAAGACAAGGAUAUGGGCGUUAUUUCAGAAGAUGACCACGUGAGUGAUACCGAGUUGGGGAGCAUCGCACAGAGAAGUCCAAGCCCUGAACGACGAAGUCAACGAACCAGCUCCACUAGGAUUACCUUCACGCCUGAUAAGACGGAGUUGAAACCAGGACGAUCACUGGUGGGAGAAAAGGGAGAGUCCAAGAAAGCUUCUAAGCCGCGUAUAAAGUUUUUUGGCGCAUCUGACGACGAGGACUCCGAAGAGGAACUUCAAGAUGAAAAUCAGUCCGCUUUGAGGUUUGCCGACAAACCGCUGAAAUCCAAGCCCAAAGCAAAGUUUGCAGACACUGGCCGACCUAAGCGUGCUGGUGUAAGGUUUUUCCAGUCGGACGAAGAAGGAGAUGAAGAAGAUGGCGAAGAACCUGAAACUGUCAUAACAGUCCCUCCAGUAGAGAAAGUCGACAAAGAAUGCUGGACACAUGAGCCGGAGUUUGAUAAAUAUCUGCACUUGAGGAUUUACAAACCCGAGUGUAAGAAAGCCGAGACUCCAUUCUGUAGUGUAGCAUUCAAUGGACAGCUUCUCAAGACAGACAUCUUCGAGGAAGAAGAAGAAGAAGACGACGACGAAACAACAAAGGAGAUUGUACCAGAGUCAGUAUCCCCAACGCCUACAGCGAAGAUUGAUUCAAAGAAGGCUGAACAUACAAAGAAUGAGAAGCAGAAGAUAGGCGGGAAAGCGAGCACCACCAACGUCACCGGCAAAAAGAGCGGGAAAAUGAGCGUAUCACGUGGUGUAGGCAACCGAGCCUCGUCUCCGUCUCCAUCAAAACGACCAGCAUCUGCAGUCGAGGAAAAGGAGACAAAACCUGCCGUAUUCAAAGAACUGAUGUUUAAACUCCCUGAAGAUAAUGGUCAUGUUCUCGGGAAGCCCAGAGAAGACAUUACCCAACAGCCCCUUCGAUUUGCGAUACACCCGGGAAAGGAUCGUCCAAUGAUAGCCAUGGCAACUGCAAAUUAUGAAGAUCUGAAGAUCAUGGAUCAGUUCGAAGGUCGCUGGUCUCACACAGACAGCAGUGUGGCGCCUCAGCUGUUCCUGCUCACAUCUGUGGUGUCUGAUCGUGACAUGCCGUUUAACACCACGUGCGGACAGUUGUCUGUUGUCUGCUAUUUGUCCAAGGUCGAAAGAUUAAUGAAAGUUGGCAAAUCAACGGAGACAAUUCCAUUUGAUGAUCUGGUGAAUGCAGCAAUAGAGUCUCGGAAAGAGGAAGAAGCUGGGGACACCACCGUGAAAGAGGAAAUAACGGAGCCUCCAGAGGCCAUGUACACUGAAGGGGAUGUAAAAGCCUUGAAAGAACAACACGCCGAGGAAAUACAACUGCUUCAAGAAGAAUAUGAGAAAAGGCUGAAUGAGCUUGCUCAAGGAUUGGGUCCGUACUCACCUGACUUAGAAUCUCCUCAAAACUAUACUGACGCUGCCACGUCACCAAUGUUUUUCAGAUCUCCUUCCCCGAUAAGAUCAUCGUCACCCGAACAAGGAAAAGCACCGAGACCACCUUCAGAAGCUAGACCUCAGUCCCAGCCUCGGAAACCAAGAACCCGGAUACCUAACUUACCAGAAUGGGGAAAAGAUCUGCCUGAAGAUUUUCUUGUUCGUCUUCAUUUGUUCAAUGAAAACAGCAGCAAGUAUCGUCAGGAACUCGGCGACAAAACACGCAGAGCAAUCCAAGAACGGUAUGAGCUUCAAAUGGCCGUGCAAAACAGACUGGCUCAAGCAGAGGAGGUGCCAGAAGAAGACGCAGAUGUCUGUCUGCCGGCCGUGUUCAUGCCAACGCGCACAGGUCAUGUGUACUCGCCCAAGGCUCACUCGUACUUUCACCCACCAGGUUCAUCUGAAGGCCGACUCACUCAACCUCCUUCGAUAUUUAAGCUGCCAGCUGUGACACCAGAAGCCCAAGUAUCUGUUCUUAACCUAUUUGAGAUGAGUAAAAGAUACAACCAAGCAGGAACCCCGUGGUUUGCCAACGAUCAAGCAAGACCUCAUACAAUUGCCAAUCCUGAGCAGUCACAAACAUCCCCACCCCCACCCACUGCGUGUGACAUGUGGUCUCCACCUCCUUACCCAGGCAGAGCACGAACGAGAUAGCGUAAAAGAAAAUUGGUCAUGUAAUGUCGUGCAAUGUCAUGAUGUAGUUGUAGUUAUUUUGUUUUAUUUUUUUUUUUUUUCAUUUACCUUUAGAAAGGCCAAAUUAAGGUGGCUCAAAACA